AUGUCGUUCAGUAUCAAAGAAUCCGGGCCGAAAAUACGUCCCGAACGUGUAAAGCCAGCGGCCAGCGCACCAGAUUCAGAACCCACAAACACGACUCCGCUCCCACCAUCAUGGUCGCAAUCACGCCGGUCCUCGAGCUCGUCGACAGCCUCGUUCCACUCGGCCCGGUUCCCACCCGACGAGGAGAGCCAGAUGGUCGCCUCGUCACACGAGCUCAAAGCCCAAGCCAACAAACAGUUCACAGGGCAGGACUACUCGUCCGCCAUUAGCACUUAUGGCCGGGCGUUGGCAGAGUUGCCCAACUAUCUCGACUAUGAAAUGGCCGUGCUGCACAGUAACAUUGCCGCAUGCCAUCUAAAGCUGGAACAGUGGAAGGAAGCGGUGGAAAGUUGUGAGAAAGGACUGGAAGGCUUGGAGAGGGAACUGCCCACGAAACCAAAGGAAAAGGCGAAAUCGAAGUCGAAGAAGGAUGCGAGCGCAAAGACAAGAGCAAGAACAAAGAGCACAUCAGACUCGGAUUCUGAUUCCGAGUCUGAGCAAGAAUCCACCUCUCGGAAUGGUGUAUCUGCUGCACAAGGGAAACCCUCGGUAUCAGAUCAAGACGACACUGUAGUGGAACUACCGUCCGACGCCGAUGAGACCGCCACGCUUGCUGCACUGGAGUCACUCAAGAUCUCCGAUGAACGCAAAGCCGACAUCCAUCGGAUCCGCACGAAACUGCUGCUCCGUCGUGCUCGGGCGCGCUCACUCCUCGAGCCGCAGAAUUGGACGAAUCUGUCCGGCGCGCUGGAGGACUACAAAACCCUCUCGGCUCCAGAGUACUUCAGCACACUGCCGGUGUCGGAUCAAAAGACCAUUCGGCAGGCGUUGGUGUCGUUGCCGGCCCGCGUCAACGAGGCCAAGGAGAAAGAAGUCAGCGAAAUGAUGGGCAAGCUAAAGGAGUUGGGGAAUGGCAUUUUGAAGCCAUUUGGCUUGAGUACGGAAAACUUCAAGGUCGUCCAGGGUGAAGGGGGCGGGUAUAGUCUCAGCUUUGAUGGUGGCGCGGGGAAGAAGUAG
Exophiala dermatitidis NIH/UT8656 is the source of this 1056-nucleotide messenger RNA. RefSeq lists its product as uncharacterized. Gene Ontology annotation, molecular function: protein binding. Bases 1 to 1056 code for a protein of 351 amino acids. NCBI's taxonomy places the organism in Eukaryota, Fungi, Ascomycota, Eurotiomycetes, Chaetothyriales, Herpotrichiellaceae. The record is from RefSeq and is a predicted model, not a curated record. The transcript has a single exon.